This is a messenger RNA of Drosophila ficusphila, 3074 nucleotides long. RefSeq lists its product as uncharacterized. Gene Ontology annotation, biological process: protein ubiquitination. The transcript has a single exon. The record is from RefSeq and is a predicted model, not a curated record. Gene Ontology annotation, molecular function: ubiquitin protein ligase activity. Gene Ontology annotation, cellular component: cytoplasm. The coding region runs from base 78 to 902 and encodes 274 amino acids. Lineage: Eukaryota; Metazoa; Arthropoda; Insecta; Diptera; Drosophilidae.
UAAUUUCCCGGCGUUCAUGUUUUGAUUUUGUGUUUUGGUCGUUUAUUUUGAUUUUUUGAGAGGAUGAACCCCCCGCCAUGCUGUACACUUUACUCGUGGUAGUGGAGUUCGUGGACGAGUUCCUGCUGCGUCCUUUGGCCAGCGUGAUCGAUGCGGUGAUCACCAGUGUGUACUACUUCCUGUGGGGCAGCUACUUCGUCGGCUACUGUUUGGUGGAGGGCAGCAGCCGGGCGUGGAAUCUGGUUCGAUGGAUGGCCAGCGAGAUUCAUCGAGGAUAUGACGAGCUCUGCCUUAUCACACUGGAUGUGACAGACUACUUCUACGGCGGCACCAAAGGCGGCCUAAAAAGUGCCCGGGAUUUUGGCCAAUCCUUGGUGAUGAUCUUAUGCAAUUUGCUCAUAGAACUUGGAAAUAUCACAUUAUGGGUUUUACUGCUGCUACCCAGGAUAGUACUCUGCAUCGUGGAUUACACCCUGGACUUUGUGUUGAACUGCAUUGUGGCACGUGGGUUGAGCCUGCUUAAUAGCGCGUUUCGACUCUCGAUUGGAUUGUCCCUUCUCUUGAUCUUGUACAUGUUCCGGCGUUAUGUUUACCUGCUGCUCAUCUACCUGCUCCAGCAAGCCCGCACCGAAAUCUCAAUCAAGACGCAAAGAGUUUAUCUUUGGACAGAUCAACAGCUGAAGCGUUUCAUGCAAAAUAUAAGAAACGAUCCUGGAAACGCAGGAUCUCCAAAUCGCGGCGGUUGUGUGGUGUGCAUGGAGCGCAGUAGGAACAUCGUGAUCAUGCCAUGUCGUCAUCUUUGUCUCUGCAAGGAGUGCUCGCAGCAGCUGCUGCUCCACUUGGAGAAUCGCUGUCCUGUUUGCCGGAACGAUAUCAUAUCAUUUCUGCCGGUCUACAUUUGAUACUGUCUAUUUUUGUAAAUUUUUUAAGCCUAGCAUUAAUGUAAAUAAGACUGCCAAUUGGAAAUAAGCUUUUAAGUCCUACUUUUCUAAAAAGGAACACAACCAAAUGCCUUUGGUUGGAACAACAGUUUAUGACAAAACAACCUAGAUAUAAAAAAAAAACACAAAUUAUAAAAACAAAAAAUAAAAACUCCCAACAAUAUCCAAAAAUAACGUUCGAAUCUAAAUUGUUUUAUGUAUUUAUUUCAAACCAAUGAAAAUAUACGAUUUGUUUUGUAUACAUUUAUGUAAAUACGGUUUGGUUUUUCGUAUAACUAAUUUGCUCAAAAGACAGAUAUAGAAAAAACGUUUGUUUUGGGCUUAUAUCUUUAUUUAAUUUAAAUGUAAAUUUAAAUUUAAAUCGAAAUGAAAUGAUUCGCUUUGCUUGGUAUAGUAUUGCAGAUUUAAUUGAAUUGCAAGUUAUGUAUAUGUUUUUUCUUCAUAACACUCAUAUGCGUACUGUUUUGGAUACUUAACUGGUAAAUGAAACGAUCAAAUAAGAGUAAAAUUACACAACGGGCUAUAUAGCAUCGGUACUUAUCUAGCAGAUAGAUAUAUGUUAUAGCGUCUUUAGGUUUCACCUCUUCUCUUCUGUUCAUCGCUAGUAGUAGGCGCAUAAUUGGUUAUAUAGCUUAAGUUAUCUGUUGUGUGGUUGGGUGAAUUGGAGAUAUAGCGUCUGUUGCACCAAUAGACGCGAUCUAUUACGAAUAACAUUAUCUUUCGAAAAAACGUCUAGUUAUGCUAUAUAAAUUUAAUUUGUGCCAAUUUCUUUUGCUCUUCUCAUUUUUUAUUUUGUUGUAUAAAGCUUUAUGCGCUGCUUCUAGCUUAAUUCUAUCCGUUACAUAGUAAAAUAUAUAUUAACGUGUAUAUAUCUUUUUAUAGCAAUAUUAAAAAGUUCUCAUUUAAAAUCGUUUCAUCGAAAAAUUUCACGUUUUACGGCAUUUGUUUCAUUUUGUAACUGUAUCUCAAAAAUAUGAAUCCACACUUGACAUUCACGUAGUAUAUAUGUAUGCAUUUAUAAAAUUACAAAAGAACAAUAAACCAAAAUAUAUAUGUAUAUGCUCGCUCCGGUAUGGCCAUAUCCAGCUAUAUAGCUAUAGCUUUUGUGCCAGAAGUACAUAACUUGUAAAAGUUGUCGCUCUAUUCAAAAUAUAUAUACUCGUAUGUGUAAAUAUGCAUGUACAUAGGUUUGAUGUUUCCAUGUUGUGUAGGUACAAAGUAGGUUCCUAUAGCUAGAUAAAUCUUUAUAAUAUUCAUAUUCAUGUGCAUGAUUGAUAUCCAAUGUAUACAUUGUUGUAACGGCUAAAAAUGGCAUCGCUUUGAGGGUUUCGAACCCGAACCUAUCUAACAUCUCGUUUCAAACACUGUUUUGGUCACCUAACUGUUCCUGUUUAAUCCUGUUUUAUUAUCGCUCCCAACCGUUACAAGUUCAGGUUUAGUUUAGCUAUAUUUGUAGUUAAUUAGGGGUGCAUUUUCUUAUGAAAUAUUGCUCUAUGGUUUCUAAACUUCUCAACUCCCUUAGGAUGUAUGUUUGAUGUGGGUGGAAUCAAUUUAAAUGGGUCCUUUUUCGUUUUUUUUUAUAGAAUAAUUUCCAAAGUCCCAUUUAAUUUAACUCAACCCAAUUUGUUAAUAGCUUCAGCUUAGCCGCAUGCAGAUCAUGGUUUUAACUUAGUUUAGCUUGGCCUAAGUUCUUCUUAAAGAUGGUACAAAAUCUAGUUCUCAAACAUUUCAUGUGCUACAUGUACAAUAAUUUAUUAAUGAUCUAUCUAAAUUGUAUAGGUAAUGCGAAUUUAUUAAACACCUCAUCCGAUAUUUUUAAUAGAUUUAGUAACACUUGGGUUUCGGUUCUACUUGUUCCGUGCACUCGAAAGCUUGAAGAGAUAUGUUAUUCACAUUGGUUUUUGCGUGUUUUUGCUUUUUAGUUUACAUUUAGUUAUAGAAGUCUUGAAUUUUACACAUAGAAAAUGUCUUUCGUUAAUACAAACGUUAAUUGGAAAGUUGCUAAAGGCUGUACUUUGAAAAUUCCUCAUAACAUACAUUUGAAAUAUUUGCUAUCUAACGAUCUUUUUAUUUCUUACUUCUUGUUAUCAAAGAAAAGUGGUACGUAUAAAAUAAACCAUACAAAAGUUAGAC